Messenger RNA from Plasmopara halstedii, 1482 nucleotides. RefSeq lists its product as uncharacterized. The coding region runs from base 1 to 1482 and encodes 493 amino acids. The record is from RefSeq and is a predicted model, not a curated record. The transcript has 11 exons. NCBI's taxonomy places the organism in Eukaryota, Oomycota, Peronosporomycetes, Peronosporales, Peronosporaceae.
AUGCAAAGGUACUCUGACAGAUCAUGCAAUGUCACAAUUAAAGCCAUUGCAAUUUCAUCUUGCAAUCGAUCAUUUAUCAGUCGGACUGUCUUUCUUCCGUCAAACCGCUCGCGUCAUCCAAAGCCAUCGCAAUUGCACGAAGAAUGCCACCAUUUGGUCGCUGACAAUAAUACAUGGCGUUUCUCGAUUGCUGCUAACUGCAGCAAACACUUCAAAGUGUCUUUCAUGUAUGCUUGCAUUCGAGUAGUUGGUGAUUUCCAACAACGAACCGCGAUUCGCAACCUUAAUCUGACUGACAACUUUGAUACAAAGAUGGUUGCUUUCGGCAUUUUGUUGCUGCCAGGCCAGUAUCUCAUUAUGGGCAUGUUCUGGUUGACCAAGACCACUGGUUGGAAUACACCAAGUCCUUUUAAACUACGUCAUCGCUCAACGUUUUGUUGCAUCAAUUCGUGGACCAUUCCAAGCCUCACAAAGGAAUUCUCCCCUGACCAGCCAGCCACCAUGCGAUCAUUUCCUCUUGCUCUUCUCUUCGCUUUUGCUGUUGUAUCACGCGAAGCCCACGUUGAUGACACUCAUGAUCGUGAACAAGUACGUGAGCUCACAAGCUUUAAAAGAGUCAACGACUCUAACGAGGAGAGAUUUUUUCAAGGACUUGCUGAUCUUAGCCUUGAAAGGAUGGGUGUCAACAGUAAAAGGAGCAAAAUCGCCUUUCGACCGUCGACGUUUAGGAAGCUAUCACAGGAAAAUGCUGAGCACAUGCAGAACGCGAUAACGACUUCUUCGUCAUCCAAAGUCACUAGGAUGUUCUUCAGAAUGCUGAUAAGGGACCUUCAAAGGAAAGGUUUUUCGUUAGCUCAUCUUGUGAACGCGAGAAAGGCUGAUUUUCACUCCAUCAACUGGAAUAGUCCUUCUUUCUCCGUAUAUGUCGUUCUCGUUCGUAUCAAAGGGGGCGUAUUGGCAGACUAUCCUUAUUUUGCCCUGCUGAAGGAGUUAGCACGAGACGGGCUUGGUGUGGGACAACUCAUCGAAACAAUUUACACUGGUAAACGUGCAGGAAUCCCGGAGGUGCUUCGUCAGUCAAUUCUCGAUGAUUUGAUGCGUCUAUGGAAGAAAAAGAAAACAAGUUCGACAGAGGAAAUUUGUGUAUUAAAUUCGAUAAUUCAGGAAGCAAAGCAGGUCAAACAGACGAACGCCGAUGCUAUUGCUGUGGAGACGUUGCUGACUGCAAAGUAUUAUAAUACUAUCGAAAAAUUCUUAACGCGAAAGUUUCGCCGAGGUAUUUGGACAGAUGAACUUGUGCUUUCCGUCCUUGGUGGAACGGUAUACUUGGUGUCAAUUUCGUCAAGCUCUGAUCUUCGUGCAGGCUCUACUGAUGAAAGAUCUAUUGGAAAAUGUUCAAGUCCGCAGAUGCUGACCCUCACCCACAGCAGAUUGAGUCAGCAGUGGAUCAAAACUAGCUUCAGGAAUGUUCAAGCCUGCUAA